UAGGUGUCUCGCCGUGUCGUGCAAUGUUUCAUGCAGAUUAAAAAAGAAAGUAUUUGGUCUCUCUGGCACUCAAUUUCGGUCUUUGUGAAACGUUGGACUUGAAGCACCAGAGUCGGAGGAAACCAGAGUCGCGAGGAAAUUGUCACUUGUGAACCCAGAUCAAUCAAUCGCCAACACAUCGCCAACCAUGUCUACCACUGCCUUUCAGCCAACCAUGCGGAGAGCCGCCAGAGCCCAGACGGCCGCCCUGAGAAUGCCCGUGGCAAGGACAGCGCCCAAUUUGAUAGUCCCAACCCUGGUCGUCGCCGGAGCAGUCUACGCCGUCGCGACGUACGUACGCUCGCAGCUUAGCGCCGAGUCCGAGACCAUGAACCGCAUGUUUGCGCAGCAGAACACGCCGCAGGUCAUGGAGUCGCGGCGCAAGAGCUUGCUGGUCGACACCGAGGGCGACCCGCGGAAGACCAUCUACAACGUCUUGAACUGGUAGCGUAGCAAAGCGUGUCUGUGGGACUGGGUGGCGUCUUGCUUUUCGAUUGGUUGAUAAGUAUAGGCGAAUGGCGGGAGUGCUGGUUUGGCGUUUGGGACGAGAAUCCUUUUUUUUCUCUCUUUUUAGACUACAAUAAUGUGGUGUCCUGGGUGUGGGCUUGCAGCCUAUGUCUAUAUAACCACAGUUGCUUAGGUAUUGAGGCAAUAGUUGUCUUUUUUGUCUGCUUAUACAGCGGUAGCCUACAACAUACGGUCAUCUCCAGAUCUCUCUCAACCAGUUCGUGUGAAACUUCGCCGCUUAUGCUUAAACUAGCCCAGGUUAGGUGUAUUCUGAGGGGUAAUUAUUAGGGCACGGAGGAUCGGGCCGAGGUUUGCCUUGUUGUUUUUGUGGUUUCGCGGAAGCAAAAAUUUUCCACCACAGCUUCUGUAUAAAAAGGACAAGGCAAGUCGUGGGAGUAAUGGGGCUAUGC
Messenger RNA from Lasiosphaeria miniovina, 956 nucleotides. RefSeq lists its product as uncharacterized. NCBI's taxonomy places the organism in Eukaryota, Fungi, Ascomycota, Sordariomycetes, Sordariales, Lasiosphaeriaceae. The record is from RefSeq and is a predicted model, not a curated record. Bases 188 to 487 code for a protein of 99 amino acids. The transcript has 3 exons.